UUGUCAGUGUUGUGUCAAAUACACAGAAACAAAAGACACAAACACUUACAGCGCUAGAUAUGCUCUCGCGUCUACCGGCUCUGAGAAGGAGAGACAUUUAUUCCAGAUGAUCACUCUUAGUGAUGGUAGAGGAGAAGAGGAAACAUGCCCCAGGAAAUGAAAUGAUUGACCUCCAUUUGAAGCACUUUUCUGCUCAGGUUCAUCACUCACAAAGGUGUGACCGCUCGGAUCAACGCACAAGGGAAACCAACGAGCACGCAUCUCAAAGAGCUCACGUGACGGAGUUUUGAGUUUGAGUCUGCUCGACAUCCUUCUACAGUUUUUUUAUUCCAAAGUAGAUCCUCAGCCCCAACGUGAACCCACCAUGUCCGGGAAGGAGCGCAGCCCCCGCCAUCGACCCUGGUCGGUGUACCGGGCCAACACGUUUGAGCUAUCAGCUGAGAUUAUGGGACUGGCUCUCUCAGGCAGCAGUCAGGAUCCAGACGAGCCUGUGCUGGAGUUUAGUGUGGCCUGCAGCGAGCUGGUCACUCCCUCUCUGGACCGCAAGCCAACCAGCUUCGUCGCCAUCAGCUGCACCACUCCGCCUCAGGCCUUCUGGACCAAGCACGCUCAAACUGAAAUCAUAGAGACCACCAGUAACCCUAUCUUCCUGAGCAGCGUGGCGUUCUUUCAGGACUCUCUGAUCACUCAGCAGACGCAGGUCAAGCUUUCUGUCUACGAUGUUAAGGACCGCACUCAGGGCACGAUGUACAUGCUUGGCUCCUCCAUGUUUUCUGUGAAGGAGCUGCUGCAGGACAAACACCACAGACUGCACCUGACUCUCAGGUCAGCGGAGAACGAGCGCGUGGGGAACAUCACUGUCAUCGCCUGGCAGAUAGAGGAGAAGCGCGAGCAGAGAGCUCCUGUUGCAAGAUUACAGAGAGGAGACACUGUUAAUGGAAGAAUGGUUCUCUCUGUUGAUGCAAGCCUGACUGAACCCGCCAGCAUGAAAUCCAAGUCUUCAUCUCUGUGUAAAGACCCGCUGCUGAAGGCUGUGUUUGGGGGCGUGAUGUCUCGAACGUACCGGUUCCCCACCACGGACGGCAACCACCUUCGGAUCCUGGAGCAGAUGGCGGAGAGUGCGCUCUCCCUGCAUAUUCCUCGACAGUUUGUCAAACUGCUGCUGGAGGAAGACGCCGUCAGGGUGUGUGAGCUGGAGGAGCUGGGAGAGCUGUCUGCAUGUUGGGAGAACCUCAGGAGGCAGAUCAUCACUCAGUACCAGACCAUCAUCCUCACCUACCAGGAGACCAUAAGUGACCUGCACGAAUACAAAGGUCCUUCAUUUAAGUCGAGUACCUUGAAAGCUGAGAGGAAGUUGGAGUUUAUUCCUACUAACCUGCACAUCCAGAGGAUGAGAGUACAGGGAGAGUCUGGCUAUGACCGGACGUACGAUGUUGUGACUAUCGGUGCUCCUGCGGCUCAUCAUCAGGGCUUUAAAGGCUGCGGCCUCCGAAAACUUCUGCACAAACUUGAAGAAACCAGGAAACAGACUUAUCAGGAGGAAAGCUCUGCUGGCUCCGGCUCUAAAGGAAUGACAUACCAGCCUCAGGAUGUUGUGAAAGCGAAGGAGCUGAUUGGUCAAAUAAACACUCUGAAGACACAGGUGUGUUACUACACUGAACGUCUGUCUCGAGCCGCCAAGGAACGCUCUGCCAACGCUCUGGAGAGAACGCUGGCCAUCCUAACAGAGAAGACUCGUCAGCUGGUGACCGUGUGCGACUCUAAGCUGCUGUCCUCAGCCAUUCUCGCCCUGGCUGCUGCCCGCCCAGAGUCCACUCAGCAAAGCACCCCGUCCCCGUCCUCCUCCUCCCUUUCACCUUCUUCUCGUCCCCCAUCGCGCUCCCCCUCCCCUCGCCACACAGCCUCCCCGUCCCGUGCCGCCACCUCGCCCUCUCGCCAUGCAGCUCCUCCGGAGAGCGGCGAAGGGAGUAGAAACAAGCGUGCCUCCUUGCAGGCAGAGUUGCACGAGGAGGAGUGGGACAAGGUUUGGCUUAAUGUUAAUAAGAGCCUGGACUGUGUGAUCCAGAGGGUGGACAUGCUGCUGCAGCGAGACAAACUCCAGAGCGACAGCAGCUCGGAGGAUGUCUUCCUGCUCGCCAGCGAGGAGCCGGGUAAAACUAAGAAAGAUAUCAGCCCCGAGGUAGAAAAGAAGUCUCCAGGUGAGUGGAGCGACGCUCUCUACCCUCUCCUAUCCACGCUGACGGAUUGUGCGUCUCUGAUGAGCGACAAAGCCAAGAAGGCCAUGGUGUUUCUGCUGAUGCAGGACAGCGCCCCCACCAUCGCCAUGAGCCUCACCCUGCAGUACCGCCGCGACGUCGUCUUCUGCCAGACGCUGACGGCGCUGAUCUGCGGCUUCAUCAUCAAACUGAGGAACUCUCUCUGUGACUCGGGCUUCCUCCGGCAGCUGCACACCAUCGGUUUACUGGUGCAGUACGAGGGCCUGCUCAGCACCUAUGGUGAGGAGCUGGCCAUGUUGGAGGAUAUGAGCGUGGGAGUGAUGGACCUGAGAAAUGUCACCUUUAAAGUUACCCAGGCGACUUCCAGCUUCGCCCCGGACAUGCUGCCGGUGAUCACGGGAAACAGGAACGGCUUCAACGUCAGGGUCCCGAUGCCCGGGGCGAUGUUUGACACGCUGCCACGAGAGAUCCAGAACGGGAUGCUGCUGCGCGUGCAGCCCGUACUGUUCAAUGUGGGGAUCAACGAGCAGCAGACGCUGGCUGAGAAGUUUGGAGACACGUCACUACAAGAGGUGAUCAACAUGGAGAACUCGACCCGCCUCAGCUCGUACUUCGACCAGUUUAAAGAAGUUCUGGCUGAAGACUGCCUGCCUCGCUCCCGCAGCACCACCAGUGUGCUCGAGCUGCUUAAACAGCUGAGCCAGAACGUGAACUCCAAGAAAAGCAAGAACGUGGAGAUUUUGUGGCAAGCUGCCGAGGCGUGUCGGCGCCUGAACGGAGUGCGUUUCACCAGCUGUAAGAGCGCCAAGGACCGCACAGCCAUGUCCCUGACCCUGGAGCAGUGUCAGAUCCUGCAGACGGAGCACGCCCUCGCCCCGCAGGUCUUCUACCAGGCCUUGGACUGUAUGCGCAGUGAGGGCUGCAGGAGAGAGAACACCAUGAAGAAUGUGGGAUGUCGUAAAUACGCCUUUAACGCUCUGCAGCUCAAGGCCUUCCCCAAACAAUACCGCCCUCCAGAGGGGACGUACGGGAAGGUUGAGACCUAAGGGGACUCCUCUAACUGCAGGAAAACCAAAAGACUGACAGGGAUCAUGAUGACAGCACCACACAAAAAAAUUACCAAACACAAACUGGAACAACACCCCUUUGUUUUGUGCUUAGUCACUGUUAAGAUGAUUAAUGUCCAAGUGCCAGUGCUACUGUAGAUUGAUUUAAAGCAGUCUCCCGUCUCUUCCAGUAGUGCUAGAAUCACACACUCGUCACAGCCACUUCACACACGGAAACAGUAAAGAUGGCUUUUUGUGUUACAUUGUAGCCGGUGUGCAGACAACACUGUGGGCAUCUGUACCAGUCGUAGCAUCAGGAGUAAAUUGUGUCCCUAGAAAUAAGAUGUGCAAAUGUCUCAGCAUUUAGAAAGGUGAUGCGGGACACAUCUGUCCAUCUGUUUGUCAGGUAAAGGACGAGGCUGUAGAUAGUGUACAAGUUUCUUAAUGCCAACAAAUCAAAUGCAAAGACUAAAACAAACAAUGAACAUUGUUGUCUCACGUGUCAUUACGGUGAACUGUAGUUCAUUUUGAGUAAAUCCCACAUACGCCAUGCUACUGAUGUAAAACCCAUUAACUCACCAAAUGAGUAUUAAUCCGCCCCUGAAAAUAGACCCUAACAAAUGUUUACUCCUGCUCAACCAUUUGUGUUUGAGGAAACGAAUAAGCACUUUUUAAAGAUGGUUGAUUUUGGUCUUUUCAUGUAGUUUGUCGACAAUGAGAAAAAUAAAGGCUUUAAGGCUACAUCAGGCAAAAUGUAACACAACGUGAAGCAUUGACUUCCUGCAGAUCGCAUCUUCAUUUGUGGAGUAUGAGCAGUUUCUACCAGAGGUGACAGUUUAAUGGUAACAGUGGAAGUGUGUGAUCAUGUGGAGAUUGUGAAAUAUAUUUUUAAGACUGCUGCCUACAUGUGAAGUUGCCUAGUGUAGCUUGAAUGAGAUGAUCAAGUCUUUGCCUGUACACAUAUUUCUCUGGACAUGAGCUGCGCUGCAGAAUGACAGCUGUUGAAGUCAAAGCACUUAUUUGAUUUAUUUCAGUGCUUUCAGCCUGUUGUCUGUUUCCCUCCCAAUGUUCCUCCUUCCUGUCUUUCUUCUUCAAUCACAUAUUCACCACCAUAUCACUCUCUACAACGAGCACGUAUCUGACUCCACCGUAUAACAGUGAUGUCUCAUCUAAUGUGAUUUCUGAAGCUGCACUGUAAGCAUCGAUGGGGAACUGGUUAACCUGCAUGAAGAUCAUUUAAAAAAAAGAAAUGCUAUUACUGCAAUUGUAUACUGUUGCGAUUAAGAGUUUGAUCACUUGAUAGAUGUUUUUAGACUGAAGUGAAAUAAUGCAUAUUGCAUUUUUCUCCCGACCAUCAACAACAACUUCUGUUUACCAGCUCCGGCCUCCGACGUACCUUCUUGUACAAAACCUACAGAGACAGUGAAUUUUUAUUUUGAAAAUGUUAUUUUGCCUACAGUUAUUUAUGUUGAUAUGGCUGUUGUUGCCAAACGCUGUUAUAGUUUUAUUCAUUGUUUUUGGGACGUUGGGAGACACCUGCACCCACACAGAGGGAUGAAGACAGACUGGAUAACGAAUAAAGACUUGUCAAUGCCAAAU
Molecule: messenger RNA, 4861 nt
Organism: Cottoperca gobio
Lineage: Eukaryota; Metazoa; Chordata; Actinopteri; Perciformes; Bovichtidae
Gene: inpp4aa
Product: inositol polyphosphate-4-phosphatase type I Aa
Exons: 24
Coding region: 365-3262 (965 amino acids)
Cellular component (GO): cytoplasm
Molecular function (GO): phosphatidylinositol-3,4-bisphosphate 4-phosphatase activity
Source: RefSeq, a predicted model, not a curated record